UAAAUCACACAUACGGUUUCUGUUUCUCUUUCCAAUAUGUUUGUCAAUUUUGGAACUCUGGCCGUUAUUACCAUAAUUUUGUCAUCGUCGAGUCUGUGCUCUGCUACUUUUGAUGAUCAAAACGUCUUUAACUUGCAACCGCCAUCACAUGAUUUCUCUGCGAAAAUAAAAUUAGACAAUGGUGAAAACAGCAGGAUUGCGGACAGGAUUGUUGGAGGUGAGGAGGCGAUACCCAACGAAUUCCCUUGGCAAGCCCUUCUCAAAGUGGAGGUAGUUAAUAACAAAUUGUAUUCCUGUGGCGGAAGUUUGAUCGCAGAUCGAUGGAUUCUUACGGCCGCUCACUGCCUGGUGAUUCCAAAUGAACCUGUUAAAUCGGUGACUGUCUACCUGGGGGCGCACAAUAUUGCUCAGUCAUCUGAAACAAAUAAAAAGAUUUACAUAGGAUACAACUUCGCCCGUCAUCCUUCUUGGAAUGCCAGCACCAUGGAAGGAGACAUAGCUUUAAUCAACCUCACAAGCGCCGUUACUUAUACACAGUAUAUCCGUCCAAUCACCUUGGCCAAUUCGAACGAACCAAAUCACGUCAACGAUAAUGUCACUGUUGCCGGAUGGGGAUCGACAUAUGACGGUAGUGUUUUGGGCAGUUCAACACUUCGUAAGGUGACAGUCCCAGUCAUCACCAAUAACGAAUGCAAGUUGACUUAUGGCAAACUCGUCUCAGAUAAAAUCAUUUGCACUAGCGGAAACAAUUAUCGUGGAACAUGCAACGGUGACAGUGGCGGCCCAAUGAACUACAAAGGGUCGGACGGCUCGUGGAAGCAAAUUGGUAUCGUUUCGUUCGGCUCGACUGAAGGUUGCCAAAAGAAUCAUCCAAACGGUUGCACCAGGAUCAGCUCGUAUUCGUCAUGGAUUCAAAGUAUCAUUUCACCUUCAUCAUCUUCCACAACAUCCACGAAAAUCCCCACAACCGCCUAUAGCUCGACAACAAAUAAGGUGACUACAACACAGCCGUCUUCCGGUGGUCAUCAAACUUCCGCCUUCUUAUCGUCGUCACUCAUUUCAAUUCUUCUCUUGAUUAUCUGUAUUGGACCCAUUUAUGGAGUCUGAAAUUGAGAUAGCGGGCAUGACUACACAUUUAUGCCAUAGUUGAUCAAAUAAUCUAUGGCUAGGCAAGUAUACAUUACAUUUCACGAAUUAUAAAUUGUUUGCAAUUUAACAGAGUGAUGAAGUUUAUGCAAUCAAAAAUAAUUAAAUUGUUGAAAUAUUAAGAGCUGUGCUCUAAUAAAUAAAUAGAAAAUGA
This is a messenger RNA of Daphnia pulex (common water flea), 1300 nucleotides long. RefSeq names its product brachyurin-like. Gene Ontology annotation, biological process: proteolysis. Gene Ontology annotation, molecular function: serine-type endopeptidase activity. The coding region runs from base 37 to 1107 and encodes 356 amino acids. The transcript is spliced from 5 exons. The record is from RefSeq and is a predicted model, not a curated record. NCBI's taxonomy places the organism in Eukaryota, Metazoa, Arthropoda, Branchiopoda, Diplostraca, Daphniidae.